GUGGAGUGGGAACAGUGUCAGACUCGAGUCUUCCUCCUUCUCGGAGGGAACCAGCCACUUCGGGCUGCCCUGCGCUCCCCUGUACAGGGCGACUUGCCCCCCGCCUGCUCCGCCGCGGACGCACCCCGAGAUGGAGAGCAGAGCCCUACUCCUGGUGGCCCUGGGCAUGUGGCUGCAGAGUCUGGCCGCCGCCGCCCGAAUUCCAGGAGGAAAUGAUUUUGUAGAUAUCGAAAGUAAAUUUGCUCUAAGGACCCCUGAAGACACAGCUGAGGAUACCUGCCACCUCAUUCCCGGAGUGAUAGAAUCUGUGGCUAACUGCCACUUCAAUCACACCAGCAAGACCUUUGUGGUGAUCCAUGGCUGGACGGUGACAGGAAUGUAUGAGAGUUGGGUGCCAAAACUUGUGGCUGCCCUGUACAAGAGGGAACCGGACUCCAAUGUCAUUGUGGUGGACUGGCUGUCACGAGCCCAGCAGCAUUAUCCAGUGUCUGCAGGGUACACCAAGCUGGUGGGAAAAGAUGUGGCCAAGUUCAUCAACUGGUUGGCGGAGGAAUUUCAGUAUCCUCUGGACAAUGUCCAUCUUUUGGGAUACAGCCUUGGAGCGCAUGCUGCUGGCAUUGCAGGAAGUCUGACCAAUAAGAAGGUCAAUAGAAUUACUGGUCUAGAUCCAGCUGGACCUAACUUUGAGUAUGCAGAAGCUCCAAGUCGUCUUUCUCCUGAUGAUGCAGAUUUUGUAGAUGUCUUACACACAUUCACAAGAGGGUCACCUGGCCGAAGUAUUGGAAUCCAGAAACCAGUAGGACAUGUUGAUAUUUAUCCUAAUGGAGGCACUUUUCAACCAGGAUGUAACAUUGGGGAAGCCAUCCGUGUGAUUGCAGAGAGAGGCCUUGGAGAUGUGGACCAGCUAGUGAAAUGCUCCCAUGAGCGGUCCAUUCACCUCUUUAUUGACUCUCUGUUGAAUGAAGAAAAUCCAAGUAAGGCCUACCGGUGCAACUCAAAGGAAGCCUUUGAGAAAGGGCUUUGCCUGAGUUGCAGAAAGAACCGUUGCAACAACAUGGGCUAUGAGAUCAAUAAGGUCAGAGCCAAAAGAGGCAGCAAAAUGUACCUGAAGACUCGCUCUCAGAUGCCUUACAAAGUCUUCCAUUACCAAGUAAAGAUACAUUUUUCUGGGACUGAGAGUGAUGCACAGACCAACCAGGCCUUCGAGAUCUCUCUGUAUGGCACUGUGGCUGAGAGUGAGAACAUCCCUUUUACCCUGCCUGAAGUUUCUGCUAAUAAGACAUACUCUUUUCUAAUUUACACGGAGGUGGAUAUUGGAGAACUGCUAAUGUUGAAACUCAAAUGGAAGAGUGAUUCAUACUUCAGCUGGUCAGACUGGUGGAGCAGCCCUGGCUUUGCUAUUGAGAAGAUCAGAGUAAAAGCUGGAGAGACUCAGAAAAAGGUAAUCUUCUGUUCCAGGGAGAAAGUGUCUCAUCUGCAGAAAGGAAAGUCGUCUGUGGUAUUUGUGAAAUGCCAUGACAAGUCUCUGAAUAAGAAGUCUGGCUGAACCUGAGCAAAUCUACAGAAGGAAGAACAGCACAUAAAUUCUAUGAAGAAUGAAGUAACUUUUACAAAGGAUGCCCAGUGCUUUGGGUGUUUCAAAGAGAAUUUUACUGAGUAUUAAUCCCAGCUCUGUCUUUGUUAGUUGUUUUAGGAUACAGUCUCAAACACUCAAAAAAGUGGCUAAUUCAAUUUGAGGAGUAUAGUGGCCAAAUAGCACAUCUAACUUUAAAAGAUUAUAGAUUUGAAAAUCACUGUUUUGUCUUUUGAGAAAGAGAUAAGACUGUUUUGGCCCAUGGGAAAGAAGAUGCCUUCUUUAUCUAGUGAGUUUAGCCAUAGCCUAAAAUUGAGUAGAAUCUCAUAUUUUAAUUGGAAGUCUGCAUUUUCUGGAUUGAUAUCUUCUCAAAGUUUUCUUCAAGUCUGAAAAAAGAAAGUGAUUUUUUUUUUUUUUUUUUUUUUUUUUUUGGUGGCAUGAGUUGGACCCAUUUACUUACCAGUCAAAACGUCUGACUUUUUUUGGAAUGAUUCUUCUCUUACCAUUGGGUUCUGUGUUGCCCAGGAGUUAACCAGGGACUAGAGACUUGAGGAGAGGAAUAGAAAAUGAAGAUGAUAAAUCACUGAAACUUUAAAACUUCCCUGCAGCUGGUUGCAUCAUUGCUAAAUUACAAAUUAAAAGAGAUAUAAAAUUCAGACCAUUUCAGUCUCAGUAGGCUUUACAGUUUAUUGUUUAAUCUCUGCCCCCUCUUGUCUCAAGAUUAUAUUUUAACAGUGUUUUCUAGGUUGGUGUUUUACAUGAGCUUGUUAUUUUCAACAAACACAUAAUUUUAACUAUGGGGGAAGGAGAUGAUACCACAAUUUCAUUAUCAGACUUCAGAAAUUAUAUUCAUCAAUUUGAGGUCAUUUAAUAUCCUAUAGGCACUAUUCCAUUUUAGAUUUAUCUCAGUCAUGCUUCAGUCAUACUUUGAGAAUGUCUUUUUCUUCCUUGGUUUUAAAGAAAAUAUGUAUUCAAGGUCAUGCAUCAUGUAAAGUCUUAUAAAUUUUAGACAACGACCAUUUUUACUAAGUUUAGAGGUGAAAGUAUUUACCCAUAAACAGUGCUAAAAACCAUCGUGGGCAAUUAAAAAAAUUCUCAAUUGCCACUGCCACAUGAAAUGCCAUGGGAGAUGUUGUUUUUAACAACUAGUCAAGAGUGAGUGAACAGUUAUUUAUAAACUAGCUAUCAUAUCUUCAGAAUGAUCUAUAUCUUAAUAUAAAUUGAUAAAGAAGUAAAAUGUCUCAAAGGCUAUUGCUGGGAAUCCAAAUUGUGAACAUGUGUGGGUAUCUGAACAUAUUACUCAUACAUGAAAUCCCACAUGUACAUUUAUUAUUCAGCAUACCUUGGAAAGCAAAUAAUCAAGGGAUAUAGUAUUAGGAUGUAUUGGAGUAAAAAUUAUCCCAGAGGUGCUAGAACUUCAGCCCUUCAUUUGAGAAAUAUGAUUAUGCCUAUACAAAGUAGGAUGAAUGCUGUGAUUGAUGUCAGCCAACUUGGAAUGAAUUUUCUCUAAAAAUAAAAUAUUGUGAGAUUUAUUGUUGUCAUCCCCCUUUAUUGCUAAUUCAUUAAUUUUCUGGAUUUGGGUUUUGAACAAGGGUGCAUAACCUUGAGAAAAUAUAAAUCCAGUCAGUAAAGGCCCUAGGAACUCUGGCUUCUGCAGACUUCAUUAUACAUAUAUGUAUAUGUAUAUGUAUAUAUACAUAUAUAUAUAAUAAUAAUGCUUUGGCUUUAAAUGUUAUUUAUUAGCUGUAAAUAUAUGUGUGUAUGAGUAAAGGGAGAUUGCUUUAUUGGAAAGGUUUUGGGUAACUACAUUUAUAGACAUGUGGUGCUAACUUUGUACAUGUCUUUGUCAGUGACAGUCUCACUGGGCCAACUUACUCUGAUGAAAUAAUACCACAAAAUAGACUUUUUUUAAAAAAAGGAAACUUAAAAUUAUUUUAAGAAAUAGAACCUGCUUUUAAUAAAAUUGACAAAAUUUUACUAAAACACUAA
Molecule: messenger RNA, 3562 nt
Organism: Canis lupus familiaris (dog)
Lineage: Eukaryota; Metazoa; Chordata; Mammalia; Carnivora; Canidae
Gene: LPL
Product: lipoprotein lipase
Exons: 10
Coding region: 131-1546 (471 amino acids)
Biological process (GO): lipid metabolic process
Molecular function (GO): lipoprotein lipase activity; apolipoprotein binding
Source: RefSeq, a predicted model, not a curated record